Molecule: messenger RNA, 1638 nt
Organism: Recurvomyces mirabilis
Lineage: Eukaryota; Fungi; Ascomycota; Dothideomycetes; Mycosphaerellales; Teratosphaeriaceae
Exons: 3
Coding region: 1-1638 (545 amino acids)
Source: RefSeq, a predicted model, not a curated record
AUGCUGUUCACAUACCUAAUCAGCAGCCUACUGGCAGCACUCGUGUACGGGCAGGCAACUCAAGUAGUCGAUAGUGUCCCUUCCGGGGCACCUGUUGUCGACCUAGGCUAUGCAACUUAUCUUGGCUAUGUCAACGAGACAUCCGAGAUUACAUACUACAGAGGCAUCCAGUAUGCUCAGGCACCCAUAGGACCGUUGAGAUGGCAGAAACCUCAUGCUAUCGAAGCCAGCAACGAGUAUGACGGCGCUACCUUGAAUGCAACUACUGUAGCACCGAUCUGUUAUGGUAGCCUCCCACGAAGUAUCGUCCCUGCUAACUUCCCAGGUAUUCCUGGAGGCUCAGAAGACUGUCUAAUCCUGGAUGUUCUGGUGCCGAAUCGACCUCGAUCGACUCGACUGCCUGUUAUAGUUCAGAUUCAUGGCGGCGGCUAUACAUUCGGCAGUGCGCAGAGCUAUCCCGGAGAUGCCUUAGUGCAUUCGGCCAACGGCAGCGUUGUCUAUGUAUCUAUACAGUAUCGUCUCGGGCUCUUCGGCUUUCUAGGCGGGAGCCAAGUCGCUGAGAAUGGCGUCCUCAAUGCUGGGCUUCUGGACCAACGAGCGGCGCUGGAGUGGGUGCAGAGAAACGUCCGGUCAUUUGGCGGCGAUCCAGCACGAGUCACUAUCUGGGGCGGCUCCGCAGGGGGAGGAAGCGUUACUCUCCAAUUGAUGGCUGCUGGUGCUGUUGAUACUCCACCUUUCUCUGCAGCCAUCGCUGAGUACCCAUGGUGGCAACCACUUCUCAACGUCUCCCAGCAAGAGUCACAGUACUACAACACUUUACGACUUUCGAACUGCUCUUCCAUCGAUUGUCUCCGCAGCCUCUCCUCACAGACGCUCGAAACGCUCAAUCAGCAAGUGCAGGACGCAGCCUACCCAAGCCUGGUGGGCUACGGAUCUUUCUACUUUGGACCCGUCGUGGAUGGCAGGUUUGUAAAGGAACUUCCAGAUACCGCAUUCAAGCUGGGCCACUUCUACGAUGUGCCCCUCCUGGUUGACCACGAAGCCUACGAAGGCAAUAGCUUCACUAACGUUUCGUUGAUGUCGCAGGUUGUGGAAACAAUGGACGCAAAGAAUCUCUUUCCAUUUGCUGGUCCGGCUUUCUUCUCCAGGUUAUAUCAGCUAUACCCUCGAUCGGACUUCAACUCGACCUUUUAUCAGCGGGCACAAUGGUUCGGAGACUUUUCGAUCGACUGUCCGACGUACUUCAUGGCGUCGCAGGCUGUAAACCACAACAGCAAUUCUUCGGCCGUCUUCAAGCUUACCUUCGCCGCCGGAGCGCAGACUCAUGCCAGUACAGCACCGUUCUUGGCGAACGCAGACAUCGACUACUCCGGUGCUAAUAAUCGAACGCUCGCUGACAUCAUGACUGCAUACUGGGUCUCGUUUGCGGUGAACCAUGAUCCCAAUCCUGGUCGGUCAGACAAUGCUCCAUACUGGCCAAGCUAUCACAGUGGUGGAGAGGGUGACGUUGAGAACGGAGAGAGCGUUGGUUUCACGGAUCUAGCGGUCACAUACACAACCAUCGGGCCACAAGUGGAUCCAGACGCUAACCCGAGAUGUGAAUUCUUGGGUAAUAAUGGUUAUGUUAUUAGGAACUAG